CCUUUGUGGAUGGUUUGACUUGUUUAAUAUGUCUGGAAUAAUUUUUUUCUGAAGUCCUAAUGAUAGUAAUAACAGAGACGAUAUGUGUAUAUAUAUGUCUCUGGUAAUAAUUAUGCUAUGAUAAAUGGUAUAAGUCAUAAUAUAAACACAACAAUAUAGGAAGCCCUUUCAAAAAAUGUAAACUAAGGGUUAACAAUAGCUUAUACAGACUAAUAAGAACAAAUAUGAACUGAUACAACUAAAUUUGACCAGUUUGAACUGGAAUUGUCAAGCAUCAAAUUAAAACCUACAAAAGCUAUUAAAGCUUAUUUUCAGUCAUGAGAAGCACUUUUGCUAUAUACAUACAACUUGAUUGACAUUGGAUAACUAUUACUUUGGCUUUUUGUGACUUUCCUUGCAAGCAGAAGACAUGGGUGACCAGCGUCCACAUAUAACCAUAGUGGAUACAGUUCCAAUAAUUGAUAUACCUGACCACCAUGAUCAUGAUAAACCAAGAUUUAAGAGAAAUCCAGCUGCUGAUGCCAUUAUAGAUUUUGUUGCUGGAUGCAAUGGAGGAAUUGCUAAUGUCGUAGUGGGACAAUCAUUAGACACAGUCAAGGUUAAGAUGCAGACAUUUCCAACUCUAUAUAAAAAUGCUUUUGAUUGCUUCUCUCAAACAUUUCGAAAAGAUGGAAUAAGAGGUCUAUAUGCUGGGACUAUGCCAGCUCUUACAGCAAAUAUUGCAGAAAAUUCAGUUUUAUUUUGUUUCUAUGGAGUUUGCCAAAAACUUGUUAUGUUAAGUGUUGGAAAACACGAAAUUAAACAUUUAAAUCCACUUGAAAAUGCGCUGGCAGGAAGUGGAGCUGCAUUUUUUUGCUCAUUUACAUUGUGUCCUACAGAACUUAUAAAGUGUCGUCUGCAGGCGAUGAGGGAAAUGGCCACGCAAGGAAAAUUGGAAGGUGGAUUAGAGAGACUAAAAAUUGGUCCAGUUGGAUUGACAAGGGAGAUUCUACAUGCUGAGGGAAUCAGAGGAAUGUUUAAAGGCCUGACAAGUACAAUGGCUAGAGAAAUUCCAGGCUACUUCUUCUUCUUUGGAGGAUAUGAGGCUAGCAGACGCUAUCUUACACCAAAAGGGAAAACAAAGGAGGAUAUUGGUACAUUGAGGACUAUGUUAGCUGGUGGUAUCGGGGGUAUAGCACUAUGGACAUCUAUAUUUCCAACUGAUGUUGUCAAAUCUAGGAUACAGGUCAAUAGUACUGUGGGAAAGGCGGCUCCUUCAUUUUACAAGACACUCCUACAGAUUCAUAGGGAAGAAGGUAUACGAGCGCUGUAUAAAGGAUUAGGACCAUGUUUACUUAGGACUUUCCCUUCAUCUGGAGCAUUGUUUUUGGCAGUAGAAGUGACUAAAGAUGUUAUGUACAAUGUUUAUGAUAAUGUUGGAUGAUGAUAAUAAUUUUUAGUUUGAUCCAAUUUGCCAAAGAUCUGUGAUAAUAUGAUGAAUCUGAUUGUUGGUGUGGAGGAUGAUUGAUUGAGAAUUUUAAGCCUAGAAUCUCAAGUUGAAGAAAAAUCAAAAGACUUAUUUCAUUUUGAAAAAAUUGUUUUAGCAACAGGAAUCAUUCAUAAAGAGUGUACUUACUUUUUAAUUUAUUAUAAGUGCUAAUACAAAAAAAUGUAGCUCUAUAAAUGUAUUAUGCUUCAGAAAUUUACAAUAACAUGACCUUCCAUUCAGACUAAAAGUCCUUAAACAUUAGUGAUUAAGUGAGGAAUACGGGUACAUGAAAAAAGAUUGUAAUUGAUGUCAAGCCAAUAGAAGCUUUUUACAUAGAUAUUUAU
Mytilus trossulus (common blue mussel) is the source of this 1812-nucleotide messenger RNA. Its product is annotated as mitochondrial ornithine transporter 1-like. Gene Ontology annotation, biological process: mitochondrial L-ornithine transmembrane transport. Lineage: Eukaryota; Metazoa; Mollusca; Bivalvia; Mytilida; Mytilidae. Bases 410 to 1423 code for a protein of 337 amino acids. The record is from RefSeq and is a predicted model, not a curated record. Gene Ontology annotation, cellular component: mitochondrion. The transcript is spliced from 7 exons. Gene Ontology annotation, molecular function: L-ornithine transmembrane transporter activity.